GGAAGCAGAAGCGCACAGGUUCCCGCCCUUCACCAUUUUUCUCCGUUCCCCCCUCUCCCCCAAAACCCUAGCCUUCUCGAAGCUUCCGCACGCAUCCCUAGAGGUGGUCGCCGGCGCUCUCCAUGGCCUCCUCCUCCUCCGGCGGCGGCCCCCGACCCUCCUCGCGGCCUCCGGCAUUGGCGAUCUGCAAGGUGUCCUACUCCGUCGCUUCCCGCCCACUCUCCUCGAUGAGGCGGCCGUUCACGGAAGGCCUGGCGCCGCCUCCUUCCCAGUUCCCCGACUCCCCCGCAGAUCGUAUCCUCUCCGCCGCGACGAAGGGCGACGUCCCCGGCCUCAGGAAGCUUGUCAAGCGGCUGCGGGCGGGUGGGAAGAUCGCAGAGGAGGAGGUGGCGGCGGUCUGUGACCCUUUGAUGCGUCGCGGGCCGCUCCACAUGGCGGCCUUGGCUGGGAGGCUGGAGAUGUGCAAGUUUCUCAUCAAGGAUCUCCGAUUCGACGUCAACGUGGUUGAUUUGGAUGGUGCAACACCUCUGCAUUUUGCAAUACAAGGUUAUGGAUUUAUAGCCAUUGUACGGCUUCUUCUUGAUCGUGGUGCUGAUCUAAAUAAAGCAGAUCGCUAUGGGCAUACUCCACUUCAUGCUGCAAUAAAUGGAGAUAUGUAUGAAAUAACAGAGUUAUUGUUAUCAAGAGGAGCAUAUGUUGACCCUAUAUGUGAAAAAGGGGCACCACUACACAUUGCUGCUAAAGAUGGAAAUGCAAGAAUGAUGGAGCUGUUGUUGCAGCAUCAGGCAGAUCCUAACAGGGUUGUGCAAUUAUUCUGUACACCAAUUAUAGUGGCCAUCUUCUCUUGUUCAUUGAAAUGUGUGGAGCUUCUUAUCAAGGCUGGUGCUGAUGUCAAUUCUGGUAAGCCUGUAACUCCAUUAUUAGCUGCUGCAAAUGAUGGCCUGGCAGACUGCAUCAAGUGUUUGUUGGAAGCUGGCGCUGAUGCAAAUAUUCCUGAUGAAAUUGGUAGAAUGCCAGUUGAAAUCGCUGCAAUCCAAGGAUGGAAGGAAUGCGUGGAGAUUCUUUUCCCAUUCACAUCCCCUAUAGCUAGAUUUGCAGAUUGGAACAUUGGUGUGUUAUUUCAACAUGUACAGUUUGGGAGUCCAAAGACAAAGGAUCAUGUGCGCCAUGACAACAAUGGAUCAUUUGCAAAAGUCGAAGGGGAUGAUGCAUUCGAAGAAAAGAAGUACGCUGAUGCAUCAGCCCUCUAUACUGCGGCAAUAGAGACUGACACUGCUGAUUCAACCUUGUAUGCAAAGAGGAGCCUCUGUGGGUUGCAUUUGGGUGAAAGAAACAAGGCUUUGGAAGAUGCUCGUACCUACAAAGAAAUGGGAGCAGAUUUCUCAAAAUUCUGCUAUGAGCAAGGAGCAGCUCUGAUACUAUUGAAGGACUAUGGCCAAGCAUGCAAGGCACUUAUGUCUGGUUUGAAAUUGGAUUUUAGAGGCGACCAGAUUAAAGAAGCUUCCAGGUUUGUCAUGAAUUGCAAGGAAUUGUAGGUGACUGGUACUAUUAACUUAUCAUCUAAGCUGCAGGAUGGAGGAACCAUUGAGGGAAAGUUGUUGAUUAGUUACUGCGCUGACUAUAGGAUAGGACACUAAUGACUUGUGAAGGCAUCCACUGAAGCUGUGGGACCUUUUGUUGUAUCCAUGAAAGCUAUGCGACGAUAUUUUGUUGUAUCAUGCAAACUGGCACAUGUCUUUGUUUUGUGAAGAAAAUUAAAAUUGGCUACCACAGGCCCAUACAUUAGCUUGUGCGUUAUGGGUUCCAAAAUUUUUUUGUUUCAAUCUAAACAAAUGUGU
This is a messenger RNA of Oryza brachyantha (malo sina), 1838 nucleotides long. Its product is annotated as poly [ADP-ribose] polymerase tankyrase-2-like. The record is from RefSeq and is a predicted model, not a curated record. Gene Ontology annotation, molecular function: protein binding. The transcript has 11 exons. The coding region runs from base 123 to 1535 and encodes 470 amino acids. NCBI's taxonomy places the organism in Eukaryota, Viridiplantae, Streptophyta, Magnoliopsida, Poales, Poaceae.